Molecule: messenger RNA, 2316 nt
Organism: Dryobates pubescens (Downy woodpecker)
Lineage: Eukaryota; Metazoa; Chordata; Aves; Piciformes; Picidae
Gene: PDP2
Product: pyruvate dehydrogenase phosphatase catalytic subunit 2
Exons: 2
Coding region: 329-1942 (537 amino acids)
Biological process (GO): protein dephosphorylation
Molecular function (GO): protein serine/threonine phosphatase activity; cation binding
Source: RefSeq, a predicted model, not a curated record
AGCAGGCGGGGCGGGGCGGGGCGCCGAGGGCGGCUCUUCAGGCAGCGGCGCGGGUUGGGCGGCGGAGCUGUCAGUCAGCGGCCACCGCCCGCGCUUGCUGGCCAGUGCGGAACCUGCGGGUGGCGGGAGGUGCGUGGCGGCUGCUGCGGCUGAGGGGUGCCCGGGACCCGCCUGAGAGAGGAGAGGACGGGACAGGACAGGGCAGGACAGGACGACAGAGUACAACCCAAGCGUUACCGCCGCUGCUAAGGAGACGCUUCAGCUGCCUCCGGGCCAUAAGAACAUUCUGUGUGACUGAAGGAAGGUGCUCACACUUGUGGAGCUGCUUAUGAUGUCAAGAACUGUGUCAUCCUGGAUCUUAAGCUCAGCAAGAAACAGCGUUGUUUUACAGGGGAAAGGACGUUUGUACUCCAUCUGUGUCCCAAAUAGAAACCAGAUAAAAUGGAAGCUGCUUCUCUCCAAAACUCGUCUCUGCCCUGCCGGAAGCUGCAUCUCCAACGAUACUUUCCCCUUAAAGAAAGCUUUCCGGCACACUUCCACCGAAGAAGAGCAUUUCUCUUUCCAGCUGUCUCCAUCACAAAUCAAUGACAUACUCAGGGCGGGUGAAUUAUCCCAUAAGAUACUGGAUCUGGAUGGUAAAAAUGCAAACUCAGUGUUGAGGUUUGAAAGUAACCAGCUGGCAUCCAACAGCCCCAUCGAGGACCGCCGAAGCGCAGCCACUUGCGUGCAGACGAGAGGGAUGAUGUUUGGCGUAUUCGAUGGCCACGCGGGCUCGGCCUGUGCUCAGGCAGUCAGCGAGAGGCUGCUCCACUACAUAGCAGUUUCCCUCAUGUCUCGGCAAACCUUGGAGGAGAUUGAGCUGGCUGUGGAGGGCAUGAAGCCAGUUCUGCCCAUUCUGCAUUGGCACAAGCACCCAAAUGAUGUUGAGUAUCGGGAAAUCACUUCCCAGUACUUUGAGAACCUCCGGGUGUACUGGCAGCAUUUGCUGGACCUAGACAGCGAGCCGGGGUUUAGUUUAGAAGAAGCCAUGAUAUGUGCUUUUAAGAGGCUGGACUCAGACAUAUCACUGGAAGUUCAGGCUCCCCAGGAAAAUGAGUUGAUGAGAAAUGUUGCUCUCCAGGUAGCUUUCUCUGGUGCGACAGCCUGUGUAGCUCACGUUGACGGUGUCCACCUGCAUGUCGCAAACACUGGCGACUGCAGAGCGAUUCUGGGGGUUCAUGAAGAAGAUGGAACGUGGUCCACUCUGCCUCUAACCAGAGACCACAAUGCCUUUGAUGAAUUUGAAAUUAGGAGACUGAAGAGAGAACAUCCUAGAUCUGAGGAGAAAACCCUGUUUGUGAAUGACAGGUUGCUGGGGAUUCUCAUGCCCUCCAGAGCUUUUGGAGAUGUGCAAUUGAAGUGGAGUAAAGAGUUGCAACAUAGCAUUCUGGAGAACAGCUGCGAUGUGGAAGCUUUAAAUAUUUACCAGUACGUUCCUCCAAAUUACUACACACCCCCUUAUUUAACUGCAGAGCCUGAAGUCACAUACCACAAAUUAAGAAGCAAGGACAAGUUCCUAGUUAUUGCUUCAGAUGGACUGUGGGAGAUGCUAAGUAAUGAGAAGGUUGUAGACCUUGUUGCUGGACACCUUACAGAGCUUAAAGUUCAGAAACCACAGUUGGCUUUUGAGAAACCAGUUAAUUUGGGUUAUAUGCACAGCUUGUUACUCCAGAGGAAAAACAGAAGCGCUACCUCACUGGACCAGAACAUAGCCACUCAUUUAAUAAGGCAUGCAAUUGGGAGCAACGAGUAUGGUGAGGUGGACCCAGAGAAACUUGCUGCAAUGCUGACGCUGCCUGAAGACCUUGCCAGGAUGUACAGAGAUGAUAUCACAGUGACUGUAGUGUAUUUUAAUUCUGAAAGCAUUGAAAAUUACUAUGGGAACAAUAAUAAAUGUAAAUAGAGCAUUGCACUGCUGCUGUCCUCAACACUGAAACCAUCACUGGUUUGCUCUGAGAGUCAAGCUGCUGCCAGUGUAUUGGUCUGGAAGUUCCUGAAUUUUUUUGUUACUUACUAAUCUUGAAAAUCUAGAAGCACGUUUUGGUGAAAGUUUUCUGGGUUUCCAGGUCUGUACAAGCUGAAGAAAAAUGUUUUGAUACAAGUUCCCUGAAAUGUGACUGAGCUAAGAUUGCUGAGCUAGUUCUGAUUCCAUGGGACCUGCUGCUAAAAAGUUCCAGAUGAGCAAACAAGACAAAUUUCAGCAAGAUUGGUACAAGUGAAUAGAGAGGUGGAUAAUCCUUGUAGCUGCAUGGAGUGUAAGAAAGUCUCUGUUCUUGG